Messenger RNA from Impatiens glandulifera, 996 nucleotides. RefSeq lists its product as uncharacterized. Bases 53 to 853 code for a protein of 266 amino acids. The transcript has a single exon. Lineage: Eukaryota; Viridiplantae; Streptophyta; Magnoliopsida; Ericales; Balsaminaceae. The record is from RefSeq and is a predicted model, not a curated record.
AAAUCGGAAUCAAAACAUACUAUAUCUUCGUUAAUCGGAUCGUUCUUGCUCGAUGAAGAUGGAGGAACAAGAAACAAAUCAUCGAUGUGACGAUGACGGUGAACCAAUUGUUAAGCUCUCUAGCAUAAUAUGUCCAAGAACGUUAGACUACGAUGCUCCUCUCUUGUCCACUAGACGUGCACAUCUAAUUACUCGCUCGAAUAAUUCCAUUAAUCCGAAUACUUGGCUCGAUUCACAUGACAUGCAGGUUCCCUUCUCAUGGGAACAAAGCCCGGGAAAGCCCAAACAAAGAAACAUGGUAGCUCAUGAUGAUCAUUUGAUAGUGCCACCUCCAAAACUCCCACCUUCGAGGUGGCACGAUCAGAUGAUCAUAGACCAAAACUUUGCUUCUGUUUCUGCUUUUGCUUCUGACGAUGAUAUAGAUGCUUACUCAGAUGCAAUUGAUGUGUUCUCAUUGGGUGAAUCAACUAUAGAAAUGCGUGGAGUUGGCGAUGAUGAUGAUGAUGAUGGCGACGAUGACUAUGAUGAUGAUGGGAAGGGGAUCAUUGAUGAUUGUGGUGGCUCUCCGAACUUUAUCUUGAAGAGAUUUCUUCCGGAUGCCAAUGCUUUGGCAAUUUCUUCGUCUCUUGCUCUUCAAGGCUCGAGUAACACGAAUUUUGAUGUGAUAGAAGGAAUAGGACAAUUAAGUGUCGAGCCGAAGGGGUGUGGGAUCGACUUUCUUCUUCCUUGGAAAGCGAUGAAACUAAAACCUCCAUGUAGUUUGAAGAGUCCGGUUCGCGAAGGGGUGAAUGUUAUCAACAUGAAGUCUUCUUCAUCUCGCCAAUGGAGCUUGGGAAGAAGAAUAAAGAAGUAGUCACAAAAUAUAUAAUGUUCAAUUAUUUGAUAAGUAUAGUGACAUUAUCAUAUAGAUUUUAUAAUAUUUAACAUUAGAUUAGGUUUUUGUUGAAACAAUUUGUGUACAUAUAUUUUUCCAACUUAUUUUCAAUUUGGAAUGAA